CGGCUCAGCUCACAGGAGUCCAAGGAAGCCAUCCUGGGCUGCGUGUUGUGCAUCCUAAACAUGCACAAGCGGGUGGACCAUUAAAAGUCUCACACUUCUGGUGAAGUAUAGACUUUGGACAAUUUUAGCGACUUACUAAGCGAAACCAUGUCAGAGAGUAUUGUAAGGAAAGUUCAACCGUUCACUAUUGGGACUAAACUUUCGGCGCCACCCGUGCCAGAUGGUUAUUUGCCAAAACAGACAUUCACGAACAACUGCAAACUCCGACACCUGAACGAACAGGUGUCUCUGUAUCUCGGUCGGUCUCAGGUGUGCGACAGGCGCUGUGGACCUCCAACAACCCCUGUGAACCUUGUGAAUCAUCACCUGGACCACCUGAACAGAAACACGGUCUCUCCAAACGCAGCGUCCAGAUCUAUUCGUAAGAUCACUAUAUCUAGCAACCUGGAGGACAGACUUCCUCCAAGGAUGGAGUUGAAGAAAAUAAGCCCAAACUCAGAGAAUAAAAACAACAAUAAUAACAUAACACAGCUGCCGAAAAUAGUGGGUGUGAGCUGCGAGAAUAAACCAAACUCACAUUUCAAGGUGUUGCUAUGCAAAGACAAUGAAAAGCAGUGCAGUGGUGACAGAGAGAAAUUAUCUUCUUCACAGAUCCAGUUUUUAAAAAGAAAUGGCGUUGCAACGUCGGUCAGUCCACCCUGUGAGCACAAGGACGUGUGUGUGGUUUCAAAAGCUACAUCGGUGCAGAAUGACCACAGUUUCAUCCAACAAAAUGCCCUCUUCAACAAAGAGAUCACUCAGGCUGAGGCGUGGAUGAGAGCGAAGCUACGAGACCUGAGGGAUGGCAGCAAUGUCCAGAGAUGUCUUAUGAUAGGCUGGGACGAAGUGCGUCAAAACCUGCAGAGAGAUUUGAAGGACUUUGAGAUCACCGUUACACAACUCAGCCAGAUGGGCGAGCAGCUAAUGUGCAAGCUUAACCCGACCUCUGACCUGGUAAAGAAACAGCUGGCUCAACUCCACGACCAAUGGAGCGCACUCAAACAGACGGCAGCCAGUCAAAUAAAGGCGAUGGGCGGAGCUAAGAGUCUCCAGGAGUUUAAUAUGAAGGUGGACCGUCUGGAAGCCUGGAUCAAAGAGAAGCAGGAAGAGGAACAAUCGCUGGCCAACAUCCUUGGGGAAAACAUUGACAAGAUGCAGCUGACCAGGAAGAUCCUCGAUUUAAAACAGGAUGAGCUGCUGUAUCGUAAUCUACACGAGGAGAUCAAUCAUAUGGCAAUCAGACUGGAGAAACAGGGGAGGACGGAGGGAAAGAACAUCUCGACCCGCAGAAAACACAUCAACAAAACGUGGCUGAAGGCUCAGUCUCACUUGAAGGACUAUCAUGAGAAUCUUCAACUUGCUCUGGAAGUCUCGUCCUUCUACCAGCAGGCAGAUAAUGUUGUCUGUUCCAUUAAUAACAUGAGAAAAAGCUUCUCUCUACCCAAUGGUGUGGAACCCAGCCGAGACGGCGAGAUUCGGGAUAUUGCCAGUCAAAUCAUGAUGUUGGACGUGACCGCAUCUCAGCUUUUGAACCUGCACCCAGUGUUGGUGUCGAGGGUCACACAGAAGCAAAGUGAGGUGAAGGACUGCUGGGGUCUCCUCCAGAACGCUGUCAGGAAUGAAAAGGCAACUCAACGGCCCUCCAUCUCCUCGUUAACCAGGGAAAGUAGUGACCCCGAAACCCCAAGCCAAGAACCACCCGGCAGCGUGGGAACAGACCAAGGGAGAAUUAUGGGAAAGGAGGUGAAGGAGGAACUGAAUCGUCUGAAGGGGUUUACGGGUGGGAGAGACUGCGAGCGCCACGGUAAGCCUUCAGACUGCCAAGAUGACAUGCAGCGAUAUCCAGGAGGGAGCCCAGUACCCGUCUGUGCCAGCGAUGUUAUCGUCAAACUGCAGACAACAAUUAAAAGUGGGAACCCGUUGGCGCCCGAGUCCAGGGGCCACCCAGCGCUCCACACGCAACUCCAGAAAUUCACAGUGUCGGCGGACAAGACUCUGUCCUGGCUCAAAGAUAGUGUUGCCAUGGCCACUCAAAUCUGCAGCUUGUCCGGGCCGAGGGGUUUUGAAGCAGCCAAGAGACGUCAGGCCUCACUGGAGCAGGACAUCCUGUCCAACAGAGCCAGAAUAGAACUGGUCAAGAGGGAGGGUCACAGUCUGGUUCGAGCUCAACACCCGGGCAGCACAAAGAUCCAGGAGUUUCUGAGUCAGCUGGAAGUUUUGUGGGAGGAGCUGAAGAGUAGGCAUCAGAGGAACGGACUGGUGCUACAGGUCUCAGAGGAGCUCAACUGCAGGGUGGUGCGGGUGCUGCAGUCUUUAUGCAGUCUGGAGGCGUGGUUGGAGGCGGUGGAGUUGUCCAUCAGACAGGCGUCUCUAGCGGGUGACCCAGAGUCUGUGAGCGUGGCCGAGCAGGAGAGCUGUCAGCUGGAGCGAGAACUGCAGGACAGAGGUCUAGAACUGCAGAACCUCAGACAGGAAGUGCAUCAUCUGAGCAGUCAACGACACCUGCACACUCAGCUGCUACCUGCACGCCUCAAAGAUGUCAAGGAAAAGUUCAGCAGUGUUCAGGCAGCACUGACCCAGCAGAGCUCUAAACUGAAGGACACUCGUAUGCUCACAGAGUUCCUGGAGAAGGUGGAACUGGAGGAGAGCCACUACUGCACCGUCGGAAAGCCCCUGUGUGGAGAUCUUGGCUCGGGACCAUCUCUUCUGAGGGAUCGUGAUGAACCCCUGAUGGAGAGCAUUGGAAACCCCGUGGAGGAGCUCAGAGAAGCUGUGGAGAUGCUGAAUGACACGGCGCGAGAGAGAGGACGCUCGCAGUCACAUGACCAGAGCAUCCAGGAACUUCUGAGCAGGCAUUCCAUGUUGUCUGCACGGGUCGAGCAGUGUCUGCAGCGUUGUGCAGAACUCGCUGUAGACGUGCUGGAGAUGGAGAGUGAGAUUGCCGUCAGAUGCGAGCCAGAUCGUUGCGGACUGGAUAGACUGCAGGAGGACCAGGACCAGCUGGAGUCAGAAAACAAGGUGUUGAAGGUGGAGAUGGAAGCUGUGCAGAAUCUGUCUGCUCGUUUGACAGAUGUGUGUCCAGAGAGAAUGCACACAGUACAGACUGACAUACACACCAGCCUGCACACCUGGCAAGAGCUUGUCAAGAGUGUAGCGGAAAACAGGAGGAGACUCCAACAGUUUGACCUGCUCCGGCAGUUCUUCCGAAACUACCUGGCAAUGAUCUCUUGGACUGAAGACACCCGUUCCUGUAUCUUCUCAGAAAGUGCUCUGCGUCAAAGCCGAGAGAAUCAGGAGCCGUUGGUUGAGGUUCUGGAUCGACAGAUUGAACAGAAGUUUGAGGAAUUCGAUCAGCUCACUGUCACUGAGAAGAAGCUUUUUGGUGACGAACACCAUCUGAACAAAAUGAUCAGCGAGAGGAUGGAGGAGCUCCGGAGCAUGCUGGGAUGGAUCCUAGUCCAUUGGAGGGCUCAGAAGGAUCAGCUGUUGACCAGAAAGAAAACUGAGGAAGCCCACACAGAUGCCAUUUAUUCAGAAGCCACCUGUUGCACCCUGCAGCCGCAGCUGGAAACCUCGCCAGAGGAAUCUCAGAAGAGCUUAGAGAGCUUAAGUGUGCUUCCUGUUGAUCUGGAGGAUAGUUUACAGCACAAUGAUGCAUAUGAAGUGAUGAAGAGCAUCAGUCCUAGAGGAAGUGAUGUCAGUAGUAACAUAGAGAGGCCUGAUUCACCCUACCUGAUGCUGAAGGAGCCUAGUUCUUCGGCUCUAGGGGGCACUGUUAACCUCAUCCUGAGCUUCAGUAACUCUGGAGACACACAAAUCCAGGUACAGGAGCCUGGCGGGGAGGGUGACGUACCGGUGCCCGAGCCUGUGCACAGGCUCGCUGAGUCUUACUCUUCUGCCUGUAAAAGCUUUUGGAAACGCUGCCAGGGGCUUUUUGGUAGUUUAAAGCAAAAGAAAAAGAUCUAUCGACACAGUACAGAAGAGGUAAGUACUUACUUGCAUGUUACAGACAACAACACAGCAAUAGCCCCAGUUUAUGAGAGUAUGACGCUGCCCAGAAGCAAAGCCCAGCGGCCCUCCUCCUCCUCCUCUCCCAGGACCUCCCCAUACACUUUCUCCUCCCACUGUACCUCCCCAUACUCCACAUCCUCAAAUGAAGAUGCCCUUAAACAGGCCAACAACUCCCUUCACCUGCUGCCAAAAAGUGGCAACAUCUCUAUCUUCAGCAGCCUGAAGAGGAAGAGUAAGAAAAGGAAGAUGAAAGAUGACCGUAGGCACACCAUUCAGAAGAUCAUGGGAGAGGAGCCUGAAGAGGAGGUCACUUUGCCACCUGUAUGUGAACCAUCGACGUACAAUACACAAACUUGGCCUCUGAAGGAAAGGAAGAAGCGUAAAAAUGCAACGAAACCAAAGAGCGAUGGUAUCCAGGUCUUGGAUUACAUGAAGAACCCUUUGGUGCAAGACAUUGAUGCAGAAUGUUCCCAAGAGGUUGGAGCUCCAGAAGAACACCUCAGAAUUACCACCCAAGGACAUGUGAAGAAUCACUACAGGUUCCUCUCGUUGGGGUCGGUCUUAAGCUUCGACCUGCCAAAGGAUAUGAGCCUCAACCCUAGCAUUCAAGAUGUCAUUACAAUUGGACCUGCUGAGCCAAAGAAGAUAGAUCCUCAUAACCAGGACUCUCAGUCUGAGCGUCCUAUAGCUCUGAGCACCUUCAAAUUAGCACGUUCACCCCCAACACAAAAAGAUGAGCUCAAGCACACAUCUCCAGGUGAAAUCACCCUUAGGAUUGACUGUAAAGAUGCUAAAAACAUCAGCAUUGAAACUGUCUCGUUUACUGAAGACAAAUUUCCUCCUCCACCUUCUCCAGUCAUUAAAGACAUCUCCACUGAGGGGAACCACACCUCUUUAUCCAGGGAUCUGAUUGAUGUUCAACUAAAACAUCACUCUGGGAUCAGUAGGCUUCCCAAAGAAGAGGAAAUCAAUUGGGACACAAUGCCAACUCAACUUAACUACAAAGAGAACCCUCAAGAUAUAGGCCAAGGCACAGCCAACCACAGUCACAGCUCAACUACUGCAGAGAUUCAUGUCCCAUGUCCCAGUGUCCAUACUUUGAUUCACAAUCUUAACGGACACAUGUUCCACAAGCCAGCCAAGACCUCAAGCUCUCAACCAUUGAGAGACAGUCCCAACCCACCUCAGAACCAUGCAUCUCACGUGGUUAUGAACUUUGGAGCCAAUGGAAGGAACGACUCUGUGGACUCUGGACACUCUAGCUCUGGAAGCUUCAAGCUAUGUGCUGAGGGUCCCUUCCUUGAAACCUCAGAGUGUCCAAUGUCCAAGAGGACAAUGGCAAAGGUGCCAUCAGAUGAGGCAGAAGUCUCCAACAAGAACUUAGAUUGCUCCAUGCAAAAGAGCCUUGCAUUAACCAUCGACGAUCCUGUCCACCCUGACCACCAACAGUUUGAGCAAGAAGAGGAGGAGUUGGAGGACAUCUGGAAUCACACCAACAGCUAUCGACAGAGUGUAUGUUCAGACAUCAUGUAUAACAGUUAUCAGGCUUUCCCAGCAAGCUCCUCUCCAGAAAAGAAUAGGGAGUCCUCACCCAAGGAUCAAGCGGUACUCUUCAGGAAGUUGGUUACUGCCUCUGCACCUAAUCUUCUUGUGGCAGAGUUAAAAUUGCCAUCAUCUAUCCAGACUUUAGUGGGUUGUGGGAAGCAGCAGGAUGCAAGGGAAGAAGCUCUGGGCAAUGGGAAUAGAAGGUCUUGGGCUGCAUUCACUCAACCAGAACAGGUUUACAAACAUGUUGCUGUUAAUGAAACCGCUUCAGAUCUUGUUAAACUGCCAGAAAUAGAGGACCAGCAAAAGUAUAUCUACCAUUAUAGAGAGGAGGAGGAAGAUGAGGAGGAGGAAACAGGGUUUCUGAAGGACAAGUCUAUGAGCCUCCUGUCUGUUCAUAUGGGUUUGGAGACAGAUGACUCUGAUAUCCAGAGUGGUAGGCAAGAACUGCCAUCUAUGGAAGGCACACUGGAGAGAAAACAUAAACUGCAACUGGGGGGAAAGAAGGCCCUGUGCAGGACAUGGAACUCUUACCAUGCCAUCUUGUACAAACAAACAAUGUGUUUCUAUGAAGACAGGAAAGAUAUACUCAGGAGCUGUGCGACCAGCCUGCCUCUGAAUCUAAUCGGAGCAGUGUGUGAGCCAUCACCAGAGUACACCAAAAAACCCAACUGCUUCUGCUUGAGAUUGCGUGACGGAUCCGAGUAUCUCUUAAGUUCCUCCUCACGAUUUAUGAUGAAGAAAUGGAUCCUUAGAAUCCAAGCACACACUGCAUCUGGUGAAUCUGGAGUGAACACAUCAUGUCACAGACCCUCAGCACAAACUCUGCGCUCCAGACAUUCCCCAUCUAUCAAUGUCUGUCAGUGUGCAGAUAAAUGUCACUGCUCCAUGAGAAAUUAUGUCAGCUCCACCGUUUUAGCACAGAGUCAGUCUGCUUUAGGAAGAACCAAAGAAAUCAUCGUCCACACCACUGAUGGUUUACAGACCCUUCAGAGGCCUCAGGACCUGUUGCUCACCUCAUCCUCAGGUGCAGGCCAUUGUGAGGGUGAAUUUGACUUUCAUGGUGAAUCUCUGAGACAGAAGCUGUCCUCUGUGUCCACCAUUCAGGGUUGGACCAGUGAAAAGAGACGCUCACACUCCUUUACCUCAGCCACAUACCAGAGGAUAAAGCCUGUAAUAGCACCACCUACAGGCAGAGGCCAGGACAACAGCUCCAGUUAUUCUGUGACUUUAUUCAUUGGAGACAGAGAGAUGCCAUCGGUCUCUACAAACACUAUGUUGGCUCAGACAAACGCCGUCAGAUCGGAGUCGAUCUCUGAACUUCCUCUACGGAACUACACGAGCCUCCCGCGACCACGGAACAAGUCCGUCUUCAGGAAGUUCUUUGGGAAAAAAGAGUGACGCAUUGCAAGAGAAACACUGUCAUGUGCAGGACACAAGUUUGAAGCGUCUUAAAAAGCUUGUUUUUUUCUUAUACAUAUUUAUGGAUCAGAUGGCAAGAACCAUUUUUUAUAGUUUUAAAUGAGAAAUCAUAUUUUUGUGUUGCUGGAAGUUUUUUCGGGUGAACUAUCCCAUUUAAUCUCGACGUUUUACCGUGCUGAAAUGGCUUGUAAGAAAGCGCAUGUUGAUAAAUGAGUGUGGUUUGCUGUGGACAGACUGACAGCUAUAAUGUACUGCAGUAAUUUAUCUACUGAUAUGAGACUUUUGAUACCUAAUAUGUUCAAUAUUCCCACCACAUUCCUUUUGAGGUGGUCCGGUCUGUUUUCAAUUUAUGUCUCAAUGUUUUUCAUUUUUGUGGAUUGCAGUUUAUUUUGAUUAAUAUCUUACAAUUUCAAUAUGACCAGUCAUUUUCUUGAGGUUAUGGCACAUAGUAUUUGUCAUGGUUUCUAGUGUUAAGCCUUAAAGGAACAGUUCACCCAAAAAAGACAAUUCUGUCAUCAUUUAUUCCAGACCCAUUUUUGGGGGAACUAUUUCUUAAACAAGUGUUUUUCCAGACUCCAUAUGAUUCAUACUUUCACAGACUAAUUCUAGCGUUGCUUUCUGUAUUUAAACUAAUGCAGUGUGUCUUGUGUGUUUUAGAAGGAAGUUUGUUUUAGUACAUAUUUUUUUUAGCUUUUGUAUCCUUUGAGUCAAAUGUAUCAUACAUCUGAAUCAAUGCUUUCAGACUUAACUUCACUGUUUAUCCAUUUCAAAAGUAAUACAAAAGAUUUCAUAAUGGGAAACAUUUUUAGCACUGGUUAUGGUAUCAUAUUAUUGAGCGAGAUUUGUUUGUACUAGGGCUGGGCGACAAAAUAAUCAUAUUUAAUCAUUUACAUUUAUGCAUUUGGCAGACACUUUUAUCCAAAGUGACUUACAGUGCACUUAUUUCAGGGACAAUCCCCCCCAGAGCAACCUGGAGUUAAGUGCCUUGCUCAAGGACACAAUGGUGGUGGCUGUGGGGAUCGAACCAGCGACCUUCUGAUUACCAGUUCAGUGCUUUAGCACACUACACCACCACCACUCUGGUUAUAUGAAUAAUAUUUGUGAAAUGCCACAUGGAGACUCCCGUGAACAUUUUUGAUUGAUGAUGCAAAUGAAUCAGUGAAUCUGAGUUUUAAAGCGAUUCAUUGAAUCGUUCAUCCUUAAAGGAAUAUUCCGGGUUCAAUACAAGUUACGCUCCAUCGACAGCAUUUGUGGCAUAAUACUGAUUAACACCAAAACUCCUUGUAAAAAAAAAAUUCAUUAAUUCAAUGAAACGGAGAAUUAACACUGAUUCACUAAAAAUGAAUCGUUUGUCCAUAACUCCUAACACAGUUUUUGCUUCUGAAGUUGCAUAAAAAGAGUUCUUGGGAAACUAAUAUUAAGUGUAUUAAAUUGUGUGUGAUAUUCACAAUAUUGUUUAAUUUUACUAUUAGCAAAAGUCAAAGCAUAUAUGUUGUGAACACUCAGUAUAUCACCCAGCCCUAGUUUGCACACCACUGUAUAAAUCAACGAGUGAUUUUAGCUUCUACGAUAGUGAAGAAAUGAGCUGUUUGUUUUUGUUUGAUGCCUGUUUUAAUGAUCUGUUCUAGAGGGCACAAUCACCUCCAAUUCAACACCCUCCUCUCGGUCUCUCAAAUGGGAUUGGGAUUUCAAAAGUGCUGAUAUGGCAACUACAGAUAAACAGCCUAAAGAAGCCUCCACAAUAAUCAUUAAAAACAGCGAGGGAGUCUCAGCGCCCAAAUCCAAAUCCUCAGAGGUCGAUGGUACACUCGUGUUUUGCAUAUGAAAAGCCAUCAUGACUGCGAGCUGGAUUCCCCUCCAAUCCCUUUAAGCUUUCAAAGAGUCUGUGCAUACAUAAUUGGUGUGUAUUUCAUGUUGAAACGAUAAUAGGAGACAGUACAGUCGCCACUCCAAAUUAACCAAACAAGGAUGCGAAACAAAAGAGCAUCCGUGAUAAAUCUGAGCACCCCGGGCUGGUUUAAAUUCAGAGAGAUAACAGCAGGGGGGUGAAACUGCUAUACACAAUGGCUUUCACCACACGGUCAAUGCAGGAUUAGUAUGCAUUAACUACUUGAAAUGUGCCAAGUGCUAAUGGAUAGAUGUAUUUUUUAAUGGCAUCAUCCAAACUCUCCAUUACGCAAGUCUGUGUCAAUAUUCCAGUCAAGUGUGAAUAAAGCCUGGUCAUAUAGAGGAGAUCAGGGCUAGUUUUCACACUUUUUACUCCAGUGAACAGUACAUUUCUAUAGUCAAUUUCUUCAUAGACAAAAAUGGUGCCUCAAUCUCACCAUAGAAAAAAAUGAAAUAAGAAAUGUAAUUCUGAUUUAAUGAUCUGUGAGAUUAUUUUUUUGCAAUUGCAACUUGAUUUCUCAAAAUUGCACCAUUUUACUUGGAAUUGUGACUAUUUCUCGGAGUAGUGUCUUCAUUUCUCGCAAUUGCGACUUUGGCAGAAUUACAACUUUACAUCACAAUUGUGAUAUUUUUA
This is a messenger RNA of Xyrauchen texanus (razorback sucker), 9538 nucleotides long. RefSeq lists its product as uncharacterized. Gene Ontology annotation, biological process: muscle cell development; actin cytoskeleton organization. Gene Ontology annotation, molecular function: phospholipid binding; actin filament binding. Lineage: Eukaryota; Metazoa; Chordata; Actinopteri; Cypriniformes; Catostomidae. Gene Ontology annotation, cellular component: cortical actin cytoskeleton; Z disc; cell projection. The record is from RefSeq and is a predicted model, not a curated record. Bases 148 to 6996 code for a protein of 2282 amino acids. The transcript is spliced from 33 exons.